This is a messenger RNA of Arctia plantaginis, 3162 nucleotides long. Lineage: Eukaryota; Metazoa; Arthropoda; Insecta; Lepidoptera; Erebidae. The record is from the annotation of a GenBank genome assembly.
AUGGACAUAGCCAGCUUUGGACACGAUUCAAACAGCUCUGUUCGAGCUCGAAGACGUUCAGAACCCGGCAUUGUACCCUCAAUCGUGGGCUUCACCAAAGACUCCGUGGCCCACGAGUCGGAUCGUCUAGCUCCCGGAGACAGGAUUUGCAGCGUCAAUGGCAUUUCCACCGCUCGCCUUACCAAUGAUGAAGUCCUUCGACUGUUGGAUAAUGUGGAGGAAAGGGCGUCGCUGGAGGUGGAAUAUUAUAUGCCAAAUUAUGCAUCUCAAAACUCGCUGUACAUCACAACCAAGCUAGCAGAAGUCCCCGUAGAGAAGAUUAACGGUUCUUUAGGCAUCACUAUCCGAGGUGGUCUACCAGAGAAUUCCGCUCCAAGUGCAGACCUCGUGCUCAACAGUAGGUCCUUGGAUGCUCAACCUUUAGUUGUGACGCAUGUGAGGCCUGGUGGAGCAGCUUACAGUACUUCUAGGAUAAAACCUGGAGACAGAUUAUUGAAAGUUGACCACGUCUCACUUACCAAUAAAACACUAUCAGAAGUCCACUCCAUCCUGCAGAACUGUCCUCAAGUUACAAGCUUAACCAUAGAAUAUGACGUUUCCAUCAUGGAAUCUGUGAAGUUAGCUACGGGUCCGUUACUAAUAGAAAUUGAAAGGCCUUGUAACGAAGACUUGGGCCUGUUCCUAACAAACCAGAGAUGCUCUGAAGAUGUCUACAGUUCAGGUUCCGACACGUAUCAAAGAGUUGGAAGUGGGACCUGUAAUGCUAUUUAUAUUGACAGUAUAUUGCCCGCCAGUAUAAGUGACAGAUGUGGGGCUUUGCAUCCAGGUGACCAAGUCUUAGCUUUUGAUGACCAUGUUAUAGAUGGGAAUAACUACACUGCAGAAGAAGUGAUGUGCUAUCUAGAAAAUUGUGAAGGAGGUUUCACGAGGCUCCAUGUGGCACCAAGACACGUUGUUGGACAUUGUGGGAGGUAUACUAGAGAAAAUUCAAUAUCGGGUACAUCGACGUUGAACACGAAAAAACAUCAACGUCAACGGAACUACAGGCAGAGUUCCAUGCCCAAACUAGGUUUACAAGAUGAUUACGAUAGUCAACAGAACUACAUGAGCAUGGGUGUAUGCAGAACUGAGUCUUUGAACAUACAGUUGGAAGUGCCUCCAGGUCAAAGUUGCGGAUUGGCUGUUCAUGAAGAUAAUGCUAUGUUAGUGAUAUCACAUGUUGCUGCUCAAUCGCCUGCAUACAGAUCUGGUUGUCUCCAAAUAAGAGAUCGAGUUAUGUCUAUUAAUGGACAUGAGAACUUGACCGUAGAUGUUGCUAACGAGAUUCUGCAACGGAGAAAUGACUCUCACAAUCCUAAAUAUUUGACACUUAAUAUAGAAUUUAGUAUGCCAAAUACUAUUGAGGCUUCUAGUGGUGUGUUCAAUGUUAAAUUGGCGAAAACUACUGCUGGACUUGGUGUUACUAUUACAGGGUGUAAACAAAAACUAUUAAGCAAUGAGGAACCGAUGGUGAUAUCAGAUAUAAAGCCGGGUUCCGUUGCCCACCGAAGCGGGGCACUAGCUCCUGGUGAUCAACUUCUAGCCAUCAAUGGACAACCACUUCAUAAUUUAUCUUUGGAUACGGCUUUUAAUAUUCUCCAAAACUCACCUGAAGAUAUAAUUACCCUUAAAAUUCGGAAACGGGAUCUUACAGAAGACUGGUCAAACAUUCAUAAGCACAAUGCGAAAUUGACUCUUCAGAGCUUUAGCAACAUUGAAACAAAAGCUGUAAUCCAUAGCGGCGAAGACUCUGGUCAUCAUACUGAAAGCCCUAACAAUAGUGCAAAAGAAAGUGAAAGAAGUCAUACAAGUAGUAAUGAGAACAGUAAUUCUGUUGUAUUUACCGUGGAACUGAUUAAACAAGAGAGUGGGCCUUUAGGAUUAACCAUUGCUGGAAGUGAAGAUGUCACUCAGCCUAUUUUACUCAGUGGACUUGUUGAAGGUGGCGUUGCAGAAAAAUGUGGCAAACUAGCUAUAGGCGAUGAACUUCUAACAAUAAACGGCGAAAGUGUUUUAAAUAAACCUCUUUCUGAAGCAAUUAAACUUCUACAACAGAGUGGACAAAGGGUACAGCUGCAGCUCUGUAGAAAAAUUACUGGCUCUCUUGAAAGUGCAGAAUCGAGUGCUAGAGAUUCCAGUCAUUCUACGUCGAGCCCUGGAUUAUCUAACGACAGCGCUGUCGAAUCGUGGGAUCAAAACACGCCAGUCAGAACAAGUGCUAAUUGUGGUAACUCCGAAGUAAUAGAAUAUGCAGUACCUGACAAAACAAGAAUGAUGGACAAGCAACCGUAUUCUCCAACUGACGAAGAUAAAUUAUUAGCAUCCAGUUUUAACGCUGGAGCGCCAUACAGUAUCAAUGACCUGCCACUACCGAAUUAUUCUCUAAACAAUUCUCUGAAGACUUUCCACUAUGAAAACACAUGUAUCAUUCCGGAUAAUACACUAAAAAAUAAAACACACAUUACAAGGGAAGACGAUGUUCAACAAAUAGAAAUUUUAACAACAAAUAUGAAGGAUUGUCAACUUCAUAAUAUGGAGAAAUCCUCAUGUAAAUGUGACUACGUUCAAAUGGGUCCAUACGGAAUAGUAUCACCGAAAACUAGAAGGCCAAAUUGGGACAGUGAUUAUCUAAGUAAUGGAAUUUACACAGUAACUACGCCCCAGAAAUCUCCUCUGAAACCCGGCGUUCCGGGAACGAGUUUUCAAUUUUCAACAAGUCCUAUUUACGAGAACGAUGUACCAGGCCUCUACAGCUCAGAAGCCGUAUCACCAGCCAGAGGGUCCAUUCACCACGUGAUACUUUACAAAGAUGCUAUCUAUGAUGACUAUGGAUUUUCUGUAUCAGACGGCCUAUAUGAGAGAGGAGUAUAUAUCAAUCGAAUUCGAAAAGGAGGUCCAGCCGAUAUUGUGGGGCUCUUAAGACCCUAUGAUAGGAUUCUGCAGGUAAAUGGGACAAGGACGGUGGAAUACGACUGCUGUCUAACAGUUCCCCUCAUCGCAUCGGCUGGAGAUCGACUUGAAAUUAUCGUGCAGAGACUCGUCACGUCACGGGAUUUGAAAAAUCAACGGCUGGAUGACAACUCAAGCCCGAGCGACAGCAGUAUCGUGACAAAGACAAUUUAG